Molecule: messenger RNA, 309 nt
Organism: Trichophyton rubrum CBS 118892
Lineage: Eukaryota; Fungi; Ascomycota; Eurotiomycetes; Onygenales; Arthrodermataceae
Exons: 3
Coding region: 1-309 (102 amino acids)
Biological process (GO): cytoplasmic translation
Cellular component (GO): ribosome; cytosolic large ribosomal subunit
Molecular function (GO): structural constituent of ribosome
Source: RefSeq, a predicted model, not a curated record
AUGGCCCCGGAAGCAAAUGCUAUCCUUGUUCAUGGCGUAUCUUUCAAGAAGAGAGCUCCACGAGCUGUCAAGGAGAUCCGUGCUUUUGCCGAACAGGCUAUGGGCACCAAGGAUGUCCGCCUCGACCCCCAAUUGAACAAGAAGGUCUGGGAAUCUGGUAUUAAGGGUGUCCCAUUCAGACUCCGCGUCCGCAUCAGCCGUAAGCGUAACGACGAGGAGGGUGCCAAGGAGAAGCUCUACUCUUACGUCCAGGCUGUCAACGUCAAGGACCCCAAGGGUCUCCAGACCACUGUCAUUGAGGAUGCUUAA